CGAAAACGUACAGUCCAUACGAGACGCCCUCACAGGCAGUCACAUUCUUGCUCUCUCUCUCAUUCGCAUAGUUCCCCUUCCGCAACAACACUCGUGAAGUCCGUCAUGUUUCGUCCUUUAUUCGCGACGCCCUUCAAAAAGCCGUUGGGAGCUUUCCUACGACCUCCCAGUGUUCCAAGGACCGUUUACGCCGACUCGUCCCGUCGACCGCUCCGCGCGAGACUCUUUUGUUUCGAAGCUCCAUCAAUCCGCGUGUAUUCCCACUGGAAUCGUCCCGUCCGUGCAUCUUCCAAUACCUACACACGUACUGCGGUAUCUACCCGAGUCAACACCCGGUCUGGGACGCUGUACGGCUCCCCAGUGCUUCAGCGACUCGGCCCGUUCCACAACGGACUAUCUCCACAUCUCGGAGCCGUGGCACACUUUUCCUCCUUCUUCGGUGGUGGCAAGCGUCCACCAUCCAACAAUCGCAUCGCACAAGGCGCUGGAAUGCUCGGUGCCGCCUCGGUUCUCUUUGGAAAAACCAAAUACGUUCUGGCCGCGCUCAAACUCACCAAGUUGGCCUCGCUCGGCAGUAUGGUGGUCACGAUUGGUACCUACAGUAUGUUCUUUGGGUUACCCUACGCCGCCGGCAUGGUCGGACUCAUUACGGUGCACGAGUGCGGACACGCCCUCGUCAUGCUGCAACGCGGCAUUCCCUUUUCUCCCAUGGUCUUUAUGCCCUUUAUGGGCGCCGUGAUUGCCAUGAACCGCUUGCCCCGGGACGCGUGGGAAGACGCACUGGUGGCCUUUGGCGGACCCGUCCUGGGUUCCGUCGGAGCCGGAGUCGUGGCGGUCGGAGCCCACGCCACCGACUCGCAACUCCUAUUCGCCCUGGCCGAUUUCGGUUUCAUGAUCAAUCUCUUUAAUCUCAUGCCGAUUGGCUCACUGGACGGGGGUCGUAUUGCUGGAGCCUUGUCGCCCUACGCCGGUGUGGCGGGCUUGGGACUCGGCGGCCUGAUGGUUUACACCGGGUCGGUGCAAAAUCCUAUUUUUUAUCUCGUUCUACUCGCCGGAGGCUACGAAACCUUUAUGCGCUUUUACGAUCCCACCCGUAUGCCACCAAAUUACUACAAGAUUUCAUCGACCCAGCGAGCCGUACUGACGGGGGGAUACUUUGGUCUCGUUGCGGCCCUGAUUGUGGCCAUGGACGCCAACCAACGCUUCCGCAAGUCUCCGGAAGUAUUGAUGCGCGAAAAGGAAAUGUCCUGGGAUCACCGGUACUGA
Messenger RNA from Phaeodactylum tricornutum CCAP 1055/1, 1266 nucleotides. RefSeq lists its product with no specific name. Gene Ontology annotation, biological process: proteolysis. The record is from RefSeq and is a predicted model, not a curated record. Bases 106 to 1266 code for a protein of 386 amino acids. NCBI's taxonomy places the organism in Eukaryota, Bacillariophyta, Bacillariophyceae, Surirellales, Neidiaceae. The transcript has a single exon.